AUGGGUUUUGCCACCGCCCUCCUCUACUCUCAAUUUUUCGUUAAACCGCCGUCUCCUUCCUCUGACUUCACCGGCCAGACCGUUAUCGUCACUGGCGCCACAUCCGGUCUCGGAUUUGAGGCCGUGAAGCAUCUGCUGCGCCUCGGAGCCUCCCAGGUCAUUCUUGCCGUGCGAAAUGUCUCCAAGGGGGAGCAGGCCGUGAAAGACCUAUCAUCGGCAAAGAGCAACGUCGAGGUCUGGCAGCUCGACUUGGGCAGCUUUUCGUCUGUCAAGAAGUUUGGCGAGCGCGUCAAUACGCUCGACCGCCUGGAUGCUGUAAUCCAGAAUGCCGGCAUCAUGACGAGUCAGUUCGAGCUGGUCGAGGGUUGCGAGAGCCAGAUUGCCGUCAACGUCAUCAGUCCCGUGCUUCUGGGCUACUUGGUCUUGCCCAAGAUGCAGCAAUCGGCCGCAAAGUAUGGCAGUAAGGGGAGGCUUACGUUCGUGGGCAGCGAUCUCCAGUUCAUCGCAAAGCUGAAUGAGAAGUCUGCACCAGGAAGCUUGCUCGACGCCUUGAAUUCAGAGACGACCGCCAGUAUGGCUGACAGGUACGCCGUCUCGAAGCUCCUGCUCAUGUGGGCAGUGCGGGAUAUGGCGCAGCGAUUCCCCUUCUCCGCCGAGUCUAAUGUGGUCAUUACCUGUUUGACGCCCGGGCUGUGCAAGAGCAACCUCGUGCGCGACGACGAGAGCUGGAUUGCUGGUGUCAUAAGGCGUAUCAUGAUUGGAAUUCUCGCCCGCUCGACCGAGGUAGGCAGCCGUUGCCUUGUUAGUGCCGUGAGACCAGAGCUUGGAGAAGAAUGCCACGGCGCAUUUCUUAUGGAUUGCAAACCAUGCAAAGAUCUGACUGGUAACACCAAGACGCCCGAGAUGAAGGAAGCACAGAGCAAGUUCUUGAAAGAACUGUCCACUCGCUUCCAAAGCAUUAGCCCAGGAGUUCUUUGA
Molecule: messenger RNA, 978 nt
Organism: Lasiodiplodia theobromae
Lineage: Eukaryota; Fungi; Ascomycota; Dothideomycetes; Botryosphaeriales; Botryosphaeriaceae
Product: Short-chain dehydrogenase/reductase SDR
Exons: 3
Coding region: 1-978 (325 amino acids)
Source: RefSeq, a predicted model, not a curated record